UGUGCAGCAGGGGUGUGUGUGUGUGUUUUCUCCCUCUCUCUCUCUCUGCAGUCUUUUUCAUGCCUGUCACUCUCUUCUGUUGGGACUGUUGGGAAGCUUUACAGUAGAGGAGCUGCUAAACAUCAGGUACACACUAUUUUUACACAGGUGCUGGUCUGAUCAUGGCCUCCAAACUGAGCGUGCUGCUGCUGUUAUUGGCCGUCGCCACGGUUACGGUGCUGGCCCAGAGGCGGCGUCCAUCGACGACGACCACCGAGGAGUGGAACUACAGGGAUGGCUCUGAGAGGGUGAGCACGCGCGGCGUGGCUAACCUGACUCAGGUUCUGGACAACUGGAGGUUCGACAUCCUGAACCAGAUGAGAGGACUCCUGCAGAACGACCACCAGUCUCUGCUGCCCGACUACGCCAGGAUCCAGCCGCUGUCUGAGGCUUUAGACGACCUCUACAAAGAGUUCAACGCCCUCAAAGCUCACCUGGGCGACCUGACCGAGAAGUUCGCCGCCAUCGAAACUUUCAUUGACGAGGUCAAAGCCGCCCGCGCCAACAACGCCAACGCCAACGCCGGCCGGCCGCCGCCGGCUCCAGCUGGUGUCCCCAGACAGCCCAUCAGGAGGGUGAUGAAGAAGAAGGCCACCGCCACCUCCAACUAACCAGCCAAUGACGAGCCUCUUCUCCUGUUCUCUUCCUCUCAGGCUCUGUGUCUCUGACACUGAUCCUCUUUGAUCAUUAUUAUCAUGUUAUAUGAGAUGUACAUGUUGGACCUUUCAGAGCUUUUUCUCAGUGCUUAUUAUUCAUGAAACCAUACACAGGAAUUAGUGAACUGUGAUGGAGGGAAAACUCCAAAUUAGCCAUGAAAUUUGAUCAGUCAUCAACAUUCGUCUGCAGAUAUCGACUCAGAUCUCCUUCACCUGUUUACUAAACAGCAUGCACCUCAUUUGACAGUUUUGGACACAGAUUGGUGAGAUGUGUUCUUGGUAGACAGACAGACAGGUGAGACGCCACGUGACUGAACAUGACUGUAAACGUACAUUUAGAAUGGUUUUGUCAUGUGUCAGUGAUUUUAAAUCGUUUCUCGUUUCCUUCUGUUGCUGUGGUGAGUUCGGCUGAAUGUCUCAGUCAGGUCUGAGCUGUUUCCUCUGCAUGCUCACUGUUGGUUUGGGUUCAAGGUUUACUGCUGCCUUUUAUAUACGCUCCAAAUAAACGCUUUUUGCAUUCA
Messenger RNA from Lates calcarifer (barramundi perch), 1216 nucleotides. RefSeq lists its product as uncharacterized. Lineage: Eukaryota; Metazoa; Chordata; Actinopteri; Centropomidae. The coding region runs from base 162 to 650 and encodes 162 amino acids. The transcript is spliced from 4 exons. The record is from RefSeq and is a predicted model, not a curated record.